GUAAGUACAUGCACACACGCUCCUAAUUAGUGGUGGUGUGCUGAGCAUCUGUUCAGAUUUGUAGGCUAGAAGACGGACAUAUUCAACGGAGAAAUAAACCUUAGAAAUUAAUCGUUUGCGCCUAGGGGGAGGGACGGCGGACCGAUAGUUUUAGAAAAUAUAUAGGCAUAAUAAUGUCAAUAUUAAGUGACUCUGGAUUUGAGGAGGACUUCCAUAGCCCGCCUCCGCCUUCCACUCACCGACCAGCCUCUCAAGCGCAGGAAGAUGCCGGGCGAUACCCACUGGUGGCUGAUUGGCAGCUGUCUCCUGAUUAUGAUGAAAAUUGCUUCAACACUCAGAAACGCAACGAAAGGGAAUUUCUAACUAGCGACUGCUUAGCUCAUCAGCCGCAGGUAAACGCUGAAGCUCGUUGUAAACUUGUGAGUUGGCUCAUCGCUGUUCACAGACAUUUCGAGCUGUCCUUCGAGUCCUGUUGUCUUGCCGUUAACAUCAUGGAUCGCUUCUUGGGCACCACCGCUGUGGCGUCCGACUGCUUCCAGCUGCUUGGCGUCACUUCGUUAUUAAUAGCCAGUAAACAGGUGGAAGUCUGCUCUCCACGCAUCAAGCAGCUGCUGUCCCUGUGCUGUGGCACCUUCUCACGGGAGCAGCUCUGUAACCUAGAGUGCCUUGUGCUUCUGCGUCUCGGGUUCCGUCUGGCUGCCCCCACACUGGCCUUCUUCCUCCAUCAUUACACCCUCUCAGCCAGUCACAUUCUACGUCAGGACCCUUUCAUUUGCAGCAGACUAUCUAAGGAGAUGUCAACCAAUCAUGGCCUAACCCAGGACUCGUUAGUCAGUCUUGGCCAACCACAGGAGACCUCCAUGACCUGCCACAGCUCGCAGGAUCUCACUCUCAGGCCUAGCCCUCAACAGCAGCACGUGGAGGAGCUCAGGCGCAGUACAAACAGUGUGCCGCACCUCCAGUUGGUUGAGCGAUGUGGGAGCUUGGCACGGCGGAUAUGUGAGCUCAGUUUGGCAGAUUAUGCCUUUAACUGUUACUCGCCGUCAGUGACGGCACAGAGCGCUGUAAGACUGGCACUGGAGCUGCUGGGGAUGAGCAGCGCAUCUCUGCAGGGCUGUUCUCCUGUGGAGGGACCUGACCUCAGACUGCCGCAGGGAGGAGACAUUGAGAAGGAUCUUCUUCAGAACUGCACUGAGAAACUCAAGCUCCUUGUGUCACUCAAUCAAACGGCCUUGCAGACUCUAAUGGAUCUUCAAAAUAGCAAGUAUAGGGAGGAUUUUAUAGAAUAA
Alosa alosa (allis shad) is the source of this 1289-nucleotide messenger RNA. Its product is annotated as cyclin-O. Gene Ontology annotation, molecular function: cyclin-dependent protein serine/threonine kinase regulator activity. The record is from RefSeq and is a predicted model, not a curated record. Lineage: Eukaryota; Metazoa; Chordata; Actinopteri; Clupeiformes; Clupeidae. Bases 174 to 1289 code for a protein of 371 amino acids. Gene Ontology annotation, biological process: mitotic cell cycle phase transition; regulation of cyclin-dependent protein serine/threonine kinase activity. The transcript is spliced from 4 exons. Gene Ontology annotation, cellular component: nucleus; cyclin-dependent protein kinase holoenzyme complex; centrosome.